This is a messenger RNA of Fusarium redolens, 1353 nucleotides long. Its product is annotated as major facilitator superfamily domain-containing protein. The transcript is spliced from 3 exons. The record is from RefSeq and is a predicted model, not a curated record. Gene Ontology annotation, cellular component: membrane. Lineage: Eukaryota; Fungi; Ascomycota; Sordariomycetes; Hypocreales; Nectriaceae. Gene Ontology annotation, molecular function: transmembrane transporter activity. Bases 1 to 1353 code for a protein of 450 amino acids. Gene Ontology annotation, biological process: transmembrane transport.
AUGGACAAGAAGAGACCAAACGCUCCGUCUUCCGUCUUAGCCCCGGAUGAUUCGACCUCUUCUGUCAGACGUGGCAGUAUUGAACAACCGUACAGAACAUACAAGAUCCGUUGGUUCGGGCUUGUGGUGUUGACACUGCUAAACGUCAUGGUUAGCUGGUCGUGGCUCACAUUUGCGCCUGUCACUUCAUCUACCGCCCAAUUCUAUGGAGUCGAUGAGACAAUGGUGAACUGGCUGAGUAGUAUAUUCGUCUUUGCAAACUUCGCCAUGACGUUCGUCACCAUCAAGCUUCUUGACUGGGGCCUGCGUCCUACCCUCAUCAGCGGCAGCGCUCUCCUCCUGAUUGGCAACUGGGUUCGCUAUGCCGGAUCUUACUCCUCCGAUGGCAACACCGUCUCCGUCGUCGCCGUGGCUCAAGCUCUCUUGGGCAUGUCACAAUCUCUUGUCCUGAGCGCCCCGACGCGCUUCUCUGAAACAUGGUACACGAGCAAAGGGCGUGUGACGGCGACAGCUGUUAUGAGCCUGGCCAACCCAACUGGAGCAGCGAUUGGAUCCAUCGUUGUUCCAUUGUGGGCGGAUGACCCUAGCGAUAUCUCUUCCGUAGUCUUAUAUGUGGCCAUCAUUUCAUCCGCGGUGGCCAUUCCAGGCUUUUUUAUUCCAGGCGCGCCGCCAACUCCCCCGUCGCUGUCUCACCAUACAGAACGACCAAAGGUUCUGCCAUCGUUACGAGUAUUGAUUCGCUCGCUAGAGUGUUACCUGAUUAUCAUCCCAUUCUGGGUUUACACUGGUCUCUUCGUCUCCACGACGUCUCUGAUCAACCAGAUCGUCACGCCGUAUGGGUUUUCCGAUACCGAGGCCGGCAUUGGAGGCGGCCUCCUCAUUGUUCUAGGGUUAAUAUUCUCUGCUAUCACGGCGCCGAUAAUCGACCGAACUAAAAAGUUCCUGCUCGUCAUCAAAUGUGGAGUGGUUGUCGGAGGGUUUUGCUAUCUCGCAUUGGUAUGGGUUCCAAGCACAAAAGAGGUCGGGGCACUAUACGCUGUUCUCGGUUGCAUUGGUAUCUCGUCGCUUUCUCUUAUUCCUGUUGUCUUGGAGGUUUUGACAGAGUUUUCGUAUCCCGCGGGCGCCGAGAUUACCAGCACUACUGCCUGGGCUGGCGGGCAGCUACUUGGUGGCUGCUUCAUCAUACUCGGUAAUGGUAUGAAGGCUGCUGAGAGCGCUGACCCGCCUCGCAAUAUGAAGGAUUUCACUGUCUUUCAGGCGGUGUUGGCAAUGGUAAUGGCACCUUUGCCCCUCAUGUUAGGGAUGUUUGGGCGCAGUGACAAGGUAGCUCUUAAGCGUACGAAUGUACACUAA